UCAUUCAGUUUCCUCAUUACUAGCUCAUAAUAUAUCUGUUUUAACUCUGAGAUGUAAACAUGUCUGUGCUGAAUUUCUCCUCCAUACACCUGGUGCUCCUCUUCUCUCUGUCUGAAGUGGUUUAUUCAUCAGAUGGAGAUUUCACACACAUUAAUGGUAGGUGUGAGUUCAGAGAAGUGCAUGAUAUUGAGUAUAUCUUAGAGUUUCAUUUCAACAAGGUGAUGAUGGCAUGGUACAACAGCACCAUGGAUAAAUGGACAGGAUACACACCCCAUGGACUGGAUCUUGCAAGAAUGUUUAACGGAAAUCCUUAUUACCAUGACUCACCAAGAGCUGGAAUGGAUAUUUUGUGUGUGGCCAAUGCUGAUUCAGUCAUUGGCUACCUACAUAAUUAUACAGUUGAGCCCUACGUCAGGCUGAGGUCAGUGGAGACGUUCAAUACCAGACACUCUAGCAUGCUUGUGUGCAGUGCCUACGACUUCUGCCCCAAACCCAUCAGAGUGACGUGGCUGAAGAACGGACAGGAAGUGACCUCAGAUGUGACCUCCACAGAGGAGCUGGCCAAUGGGGACUGGACCUACCAGAUCCACUCCCACCUGGAAUACACGCCCACACCUGGAGAGAAAAUCACCUGUAUGGUGGAGCACUUCAGCCUCACUGAGCCCAAACUGUAUGACUGGGACCCCUCCAUCCCCGAGUCUGAGAGGAAUAAGAUGGUGAUCGGGGCCUGUGGGCUGCUGCUGGGGGUGGUCUUUAUAGCAGCUGGACUGAUCUACUACAGGAAGAAAUCUACUGGGCUGAUUGUGGUGCCAACAAGUUAUGAUAUGGGUCCCUCUAGUGGUUAACAUUUUUUAAGUUUGGAGUUUAAAGCUCAACAAGAGAUUUCAAUCUGAUGACUAGGGUCAAUAUAUUACAGUUUUUCUCAAUUGCUAAAACACAAUUUCUGAAACC
This is a messenger RNA of Coregonus clupeaformis (lake whitefish), 951 nucleotides long. RefSeq names its product H-2 class II histocompatibility antigen, E-S beta chain. Gene Ontology annotation, molecular function: MHC class II protein complex binding. Gene Ontology annotation, biological process: peptide antigen assembly with MHC class II protein complex; antigen processing and presentation of exogenous peptide antigen via MHC class II; immunoglobulin production involved in immunoglobulin-mediated immune response. Gene Ontology annotation, cellular component: MHC class II protein complex; membrane. The record is from RefSeq and is a predicted model, not a curated record. Lineage: Eukaryota; Metazoa; Chordata; Actinopteri; Salmoniformes; Salmonidae. Bases 60 to 845 code for a protein of 261 amino acids. The transcript has 5 exons.